AUGCGCAGGGGACCAGGCCUCCCGAGACUGCAAACGGGAGAAAGACGAACCCCUCAAUUGCGCGGCGGAGGACAUACAGCCACCUACUUGGGCCGCCUCGCACAAAAGCGCGCAGGCGAGCGCCGACAAGGGGACGCGAAGGCCACGGCCAACACAAAUCCCACCAAAAAGCACGGCAGCACAAACGCUGAGCCACGCAUGAAAGGCAGCAGGCCUGCUGUAGACAAACCACCAGCGGCAGCAAACGCACCCGCCAACAAUGACAACACCCCUCCCACCACAUAUGCAGCGGCGCUCUCGCCUCAACCACAGACUGCCCCAAAACAAGCAAACCAGGCACCAAACAGGUGUGCCGCCGCUCCACUGAGGGCCAGGCAGCCGAGGAGGGUUAACGGGCCGCCCCGCCGUCGCCGGCAGACCAACGGACCGACCGCGCGCCGCGCCAGCCACCUGCGGUGUUCGCCGUGCGAGCUGCAGCACUCACUGCCUUUGCGAGUAGCCGAGGAUUACCGGCCGCCGAGCCGCCGCCGCCCGACAUCCUACCGCGCCGCGCCCGCGCCCGCCGCCUGCCGGCUCCCGCGCCGCGCCUGCCGUAGCUGUUUCGCUUCUACCGCACGAUCCAACGAUUCGCCGAGGAUCGCGGAGUUCAGCGCCCCCAGCCAGCCGGCAGCAGCGCCUGCCGACACACCUGCCGCCCAGGCCGGGCCCAGCGCCGACGCCGCCACGACGUACAGCGAGAUGCGUGAGCUUGCCAUCAAGAAGCAAGUCACCAAACUGGCCCGCAUUCUGAAGGAAUCAGAAGACGAGCCGACAGAAAACAACGUGGACGUCCCGGCCGCGGGGAAAUCCAAAAAGCGCCGGAGCAAGAGGCGAAGUCUCAGCCGUGAAAAAGACGACGUUAAGAUGGACGUAUCUGAAGCAGAGGAGUCACAUACGGCAUCCGCGAGCAGACAGGCAACAACCCCCAAAGCAGAGGACGUAGUACUACGGCCAGAAGGGCCACAGCACACGACAGACCCGCCUCCACAAAGCGAUUAA
Schistocerca piceifrons (Central American locust) is the source of this 1038-nucleotide messenger RNA. Its product is annotated as atherin-like. Bases 1 to 1038 code for a protein of 345 amino acids. The record is from RefSeq and is a predicted model, not a curated record. The transcript is spliced from 4 exons. Lineage: Eukaryota; Metazoa; Arthropoda; Insecta; Orthoptera; Acrididae.